This is a messenger RNA of Mya arenaria, 5373 nucleotides long. RefSeq names its product leucine-rich repeat-containing G-protein coupled receptor 5A-like. Gene Ontology annotation, cellular component: membrane. Gene Ontology annotation, biological process: G protein-coupled receptor signaling pathway. The record is from RefSeq and is a predicted model, not a curated record. The transcript is spliced from 20 exons. Gene Ontology annotation, molecular function: protein binding; G protein-coupled receptor activity; protein-hormone receptor activity. The coding region runs from base 507 to 4544 and encodes 1345 amino acids. NCBI's taxonomy places the organism in Eukaryota, Metazoa, Mollusca, Bivalvia, Myida, Myidae.
CGCUAUGCAAGCGAAGCCUUUCCUCGAUCUCUGUAUUGGAAUGUGCUCCUGCCUGGAAACACUAAAUUCCCCCGAGUUCUUCUCUCUCCUCGCAUUGUUACAUUUUGAUUGCUAGUUAUAGAGUGUAUUGGAUAAUGGAUUUGCUAUUGUUUUAGGAAACUGAACUGUUAUCAGUCACUUUGGAUGACUUUCCUCUUCUUAUCAAAAUAUGGACAAUUUUAAAGCGGCUUAAUACUUCAAUAUUUAAACAAUCGGUUUGCAUGGUGAUAAACAUUGAUAAUUCAGGGAUUUUAACCACGUUUCCAUUGAUACCGAAAAAAUCAGUUUUGACAUUUAAAGACCUUACACAAAAAGAUCCAUAUUUAGUAUGACUAUCUGGGUUGAAAGUAAACAGUCCAUCAGUCGAACCAGUUGAUAGACUGAUUAACAAGGACCAUGAACAUUCUUACAGGAGAUGUGAAGGGUAAUAACUGUUAUUGCACAUAACACUUGGAGUUUGGAGUAUCAUGGGUGAUCAGACAUUGGCAUUGGGAAGAAUAUUUACACGAACAACAAGAACUUUGGUGUACAUUGUGGUUAUAUUAGUUUCAUGUGUAUUCGUGAGAUGUGGGUCGUCGUACCAAUGUCCGUCCAUGUGUCAGUGCGAGCACGCGAAAACAGGAAUGUUGGUGGACUGUACGGGAAAGAACCUCAGCGCCGUACCCCCUGGCCUCGGACCCAACACCAUCAAAUUGGGGCUGAGCAUGAACAACAUAACAGAGCUCCCUGACCGCUCCUUCGCCCAUCUCCCACGACUACAAUCUCUUCAUCUCGCAAAUAACAGACUGUCUGAUUUAUCGCCCAACGCUUUGGCUGGACUUGCGUAUUUGGAAUACCUCACGUUCCAGGGAAACCAGUUUACGUCAGUACCAGUACAGGCACUGAGAAAGCUUAUCUCAUUGAAAACACUUUACCUUGACAACAACAACAUAUCUGAUGUACCGGAUGGUAGUUUCCGGUCGUUACGGAACUUGGAGCAACUUCGACUGGACUUCAACCAGAUCAGAGAGAUUCCAGUAAUCGCCAUCAACAAGGCCAGGGCGCUCGUGGCUCUGGACCUAGAGCAUAACCUGAUCGACUAUGUUCUCAACCAAUCCUUCGUCAACCUGACUAAUCUAGGCCUACUGAUGCUGUCUCAUAAUCGGAUUCGCACCAUCGCUCCGGCUGCGUUUGAGGGCCUUUCCGUACUCUACCUCCUGGAAAUAAGCAACAAUCUGUUAACGGAGAUACCUCAAGGCCUUGACGCGUUACCUGAUCUCAGUGAUCUGGCCAUCACGGACAACCGCAUAAAGGUCCUGCCAAACGAUUGUUUCUCGAAAAACAGAAAACUUAUUUUCUUGAAGUUGAAAGACAAUCCAAUAGUCUCCGUUGGACAAAACACAUUUAGCAACAUGCCAGAUUUGAAGGAUUUGGUAUUAUCCGAGGUUCGAGAGAUGCAGGAAUUUCCUAACUUGUCUGGCACAACGGGUCUGGAGAAGAUAACCCUUGAUCGGGCCUCCAUAAGCGUACUUCCAGAGGACCUCUGUCAAAACCUCCCACACCUCGCUGUCUUCGAUGUGCAUUCCAAUUUCAUCUCUGUGAUACCGAACAUGACCGGGUGCAGCUCCCUGACAUUGCUGAACUUUGGGAAUAACGAGAUUGCGAGUCUAGACAAGAUGCCGUUUCAGGGGCUGGAGAACCUAAAGGACCUGAUUCUGUCCUACAACAAAAUCACCCACAUCUCAGCAUCGGACUUUGCCAGCUUAAAAAGGCUUCAAUAUCUAGACCUUUCCUACAAUAAGAUUUCUUUUAUCAACCAGGAUGCCUUCGCUAAUUUGAAACAGUUGAUGGAUCUAAACCUCGGAGAAAAUACAUUUCCGUCAUUGCCGACGGCGGGGCUGGAGAAUCUUCGACAUCUGAAGACGUUCCACAACCGGUACCUGCAGGAGCCGCCCUCGAAGGAAGCGCUGCCUAACAUUCUCACAAUGGUCGUCGCCUACGCAUAUCACUGCUGUGCCUUCCGCUCACAAGCAGAACAGACCGGAGAGUUUAAACUGGAUCAAACCGUGACGUGGCUGAACGAUCCCAACGUUACGUCCCUAGAUCUCUGGCCUGAUGUGGGUAAUAUAAGUUAUCUGCCGAUGAACUUCUCCAUUUAUUAUGACGAAUACGACUAUGACUAUAACGAUACCAUUGACGGGGAGGCGUCAUACCCUAUAGAAACGAUCAUUAAGAUCAAACCACCUGUGGAAUGCUCUCCAGUACCAGACCCGUUCCAGCCAUGUGACGACCUGUUUGGUUGGUGGUCCCUGCGAUGCGGCGUGUGGAUUGUGUUUCUGCUGGCCGUUCUCGGCAAUGGGAGUGUCCUUUUUGUCUCUGUAUUCAGCAAGUCUAAACUAGAUGUCACCCGCUUUCUCAUUUGCAACUUGGCUCUCUCGGACCUUUGUAUGGGAAUGUAUCUCGGAUUUCUUGCCAUCGUGGAUGCAUCAACUCUUGGAGAAUUUGAAAAGUACGCGACAAGAUGGCAGAGUAGCCCAGGAUGUCUGGUAGCCGGGUUCCUGGGUGUCCUGUCAAGCGAGCUCAGUGUCUUUACAUUGGUUGUUAUCACCGUGGAGAGAUUCUAUGCCAUAUCACACGCGAUGCAGCUUGGAAAACGGGUCCGACUCGGACAAGCAUGUGUAGUGAUGAUCUGCGGCUGGAUAUUAUGUACCUGCAUUGCAAGUCUCCCUUUGUUUGAGAUCAGCGACUACAGAAAAUUCGCAAUAUGUUUACCGUUCGAGACCGAAAAUAAUGUUUCGCUCGCUUACGUCUGUUUCAUCAUGAUAUUCAACGCGUCUUCUUUUCUUAUUAUUCUCGUCUGCUAUGGAUGCAUGUUUGUAUCGAUUCGUGCAUCUCAUUCUUGGAAUUCAAAAGACACUAUUGUGGCGAAGCGGAUGGCACUUCUGGUUUUUACUGAUUUCUUCUGUUGGGCACCUAUAAUAUUUUGUUCAAUUACUGCAGCCUUUGGCUGGGAAGCCGCAAGAAUAAGUCUAGAUGAAGCCAAAGUACUUACAAUAUUUGUUCUGCCCUUGAACAGCUGUGCCAAUCCUUUUUUGUAUGCAUUCUUUACACGACAAUUUAAACGUGAUUGUGUAAAACUGUGCAAACGUAUAGAGGAAUCGAGUUAUUCUCGACACUUGCCUAGCAGUGGAGUUGGACGAUCAUCUACAGCCAACAAUAGACAACCUAAUGGAAGGCGUUCUCAUUCUAAAAGAGGAAGUUGUGAUCAGCUUGUUUAUGAACCCAGCACUUCCGGGGAACCAUCAACGAGCUCAAAUCAGGCGUCGGAUGACUCAGAUUUAACAAUGAGAAAGAUACAUCUUACAUCUGAGGAAAAGCAAAUUUUACGAUAUGUUAAAUCUGCCGAAGGGACAUCCCCUCGAAGAUCACUGCUUCUGCCAAAGAAUCGGUCAUUUGAAAGGCAACACGGAGGGAGUUAUAAUUUGGUGCCAAUAAAACGAUCACGCGUUGUGCCUCCUCAUAUCACCCCGGAGGACGAUGAAAGCGAAUCCAGUCCAGAUAUAAUUUUACACACUAAAGAAGGUAACGUAUACCUCAGUACAAAGUUAGAUACACAGAAAGUUUUAAGGCGGAAAGGACGAGGAAGUGUUAAAAGUUUGACAGGAAAAGGAGCCGUUAAUAAGUGUGCACAAAGACUGUGUAACCACACGAGGAACUCUGGCUAUGCUCUGCAAUCAGUCCGAAACCUAGGGCGAUCUGUAGAGUCACAAACAGUUGAAACUUGUGAAAAAGAAAUACACGCAGAUCUUGAAACAUUACAUGAAGAUGCUAAUUCAAAAGUUUCGGAAAACGGAGUAAGAAAACUAUUUGAAGCCGAAAGAAGCAAGGAAAUAGGGUUAAAAUCAAAAUGUUUUGCGAAUAUUAAUAAACCAGAACCAAGAAUAACAGAAAAUAAAGUAGCAAGGGUGACAACGUCAUCGCAAACAGAUUUUCAGUUACCUUCAUCACAUUUCUAUAACAUACAAAAAGCCAUUGCCAAAAAGGAAAAAGAUAAACAUAUUAACGAGUGGAGGAAAACGUCUCAUUUGUCAUUUCUGUGGAGAAAUUCCGGCAUAUUUGAUGGAGUGACUCAUAAACAAAAGUCGAACAGUUUAGUGGAACUCACGCGACCUUUUUUAGAUGCGCAAAACACUUCAAACAAACGUCAUAGUUUGACAUCCAAACACGAAGGAUAUAUUCUUUUGAAAAAUACCAGUAGGGAUUCUGCCUAUGAGGAUGAUGAAUUGUACGAUAUAUAUGACAAUCGGGGGAAUGGAAUUACUCAGUCAGAUCAAAGUGCAGUGAAACAGCAAAAGGUGAAGGAUUACAAGAACUCUGCCAUAAAAGACAGUGAAGACGGUGAUAAAACAAAUGAUGAAAAAGAUGAUCAAGUAUGUGAAGCCAGCCUUUUGCUCACUGACAAUCUGUGCCUUCCGAAGCAUAGGAAUAGCUGCGACAUAGAGAGCGGAAUUAGUUCCUCUUCCUGAUUAUCAAUUGCCUAACAGUUUUAUGUAUUUCGUUUUUGUUGGCAUACAGUCAUUGCUGUACAUUUAUUUGUGAAUAUGCAUGGUACUACAUGGGGUGACAGUGGUUUAAUGGCAGACACAUGUAACAUAUUAAAGCGAUUAAUAUAGUUUUAAGUGUGUAUGUAAUUAAAGUCAAAUGUGCUACACCAAAAAUUCUCACGUAUUUGGAGAUAUAUUCUUUUUUUUUUAAUUGUUGUAACGUUUAAAUGAAAUGAGAAGAAUAAAACUAUAUAGCUAUAUGACAUAUUAUAAAAAAAAAUCAUUUUAAAAGCAUAUAAGCUGUGGUAUUAAUUGGAACAAAUGCAAAGAUUUGAAAGUAAUAAAAUUAAUGAAGAAAAAAAGGAAACAUAUUUUAGAUCGGCAGAAGGAUUCGACUAUAUAUCAGGUGUUAUUUAACUCUGUCAGCACACUUUACAGUUAUAUCGAAUUGUGUUAACAUAGCAGCGAAGAUCGUCAGCAUGCAAAUAAAUUUCCCUAUCAGGUUAAUAAGAAGCAAUAAAACGAGCAGUUUGUUUCAUUAUUCGUCUGGCUUAAAAUGAAUGGUUCUAUAAACUUCAUAAGUAAAUAUGUUCUUCUUAUUUUUUAAACCAAUUGGCCACAUUUGUUAAAUACAUUUAGUUCGCCGAGACUUGUUUUUAAUCCAUUUCAGAAAACUUGUUAAAUGAUAUCAGCAUUUGAUGACCAGGAAUGUAAUAUCCUCUAUGUAUAUAGGAGCUUUAAUCGUGCCAUUGAGUGCCGCUGGUAAUCAUCAGUUAGCAAUAGUGGUUUUGGUUUGCAUUAAUAGAAUAUA